GCCGAAGGGAAUCCGCGCCAAGGAGCGGAGACCAGUUGAGCGCGAGUUCUCGAGCCGAACGGUUGUACGGAACGGCGCAGCGUGUUUACACGACGUCGACGUAGACUCGAACGAACUUCAUUCGGUUUUCUUAACGUAAUUGUCAGUGUUAGUUCAGCCUCUGCAUUUGUUUAAUAUCCGUCAAGAAUAAUUCGCCGAACCUAUCGUGAACUGUUGUUAUUAUAAAAUGGCCGUUAAGAGCCUGCAGUUACGUUGGUGAUUCUCUCCUGCAGACUCGAGUGUUCAAUUAUUUUAUCAAGUUCUGGGAUUUUAUCCGUGAACGCUGAGGAGACUCGACGACUCGUGCGGUGAUGCAUCCUCGUUCAGCGGAAAGUUUCGCAAGUUCGGGAAUACCUGUCUCGCUGUAGGUCGUUACCUGUGCUUAUGUAGAUACCCUGGUUGGGCCGAACGAAAGUAAACUUUGAUCGAUAGAGGCACUGCCAGUGAUCGAUAGUGGUCGCAUGACCUGAAAGUGAAUUUUUUUAAGGUGAUUUAUGUAUAUUUGAAAAAAAAAAAAGAGUCAAAUAGUGCGACUUCUCCGAAGAUAGAUGACCUUGCCCGAUAACGUUAUACCCGUCGACGGGGAGGUGAGAGUGAUCGCGGAAAGCAGAGGCCAGGGCACGCGGCUCGUACCCACGGGGGUACGGUAGAUCGUUGACGAGGACCAGCAUCAAGAUAAGGCCUCUGGAGCUGAUACGGCAAGAUGAGCAGGACGAGAGGCUCGCGCCGUUAGCGGUAGCCGAAGUCGCCGUCCACAGGAAUUCCCGGGACCGGCCUCCUGGGCCCAGAGAGGCCCUGCCGGACGUUCUGAUCGGCGGGGACCAACCAGCCUCUGGUGGACUGGAGAAAAUCAAGAGGACUCGCGUCGCCGAUAGACUCGGGGUACCUCUGCGGGUUCUACCCGGCUCUCCGGAUACUUCGGAAGCAACCUCAAGCCCCGUUCGCAGCGCGCGACGCAAGAGCCGCAGGAGCAAGAAGAACUUGGGUGACCUGCCGAUCCGAAGAAUUUCCAGCAGCCAAUCAUCUUCGAGGAACAAUUCGUCACGUGGCGGUAUAAGUGCUACCAGUUCUCGAGGAUCGGCAUCGGCUGUCGAAUGCGAGUCGCGCCGAUCGCCCCGACCUGCCGAGGAAUUAAAUCGGUCGAUCGUAUCACCGGAAGCGCACCGAAAUCAGCAACCUCAUCAGAGAGCCCUUGGUGUAUCCCUAACCUUAAUUCAGCACGUGGGAACCGCUGAGACCAGGAUAGUCGAUAUAUACGGACCGCGUCCUCCUGGAGACAUCAGGACGAAACGACAAGGUGAUUUCGCCAAGAUCCUCGAAGGAUCUAACGAGACUGUAAAGGAUAUCAAUAGGAAGAUCCUGGCGAUGGCUCGCGCCAUGACGCCCACCUGGUCGCUAAGGCUCCUUGGAGUUAGCUGUGGAUCAGUUGUUUGCGCCUGGGGACUCCUGCUAAUAUUUUCUGUGCUCGGUGGCGCAUCGCACGAAACGGCCAUUGGAAGUUUCGGAUUGGACGGUCUGGCAGGCGGAAUCGACGGUCUUAACGGAGCCCGAUGUCCAUGGGCCUGCACGUGCGACGGCCAGGAGCUCGAUUGUUCUCACAGAGGACUCACUCAAGUACCGGGGGACCUGGCUGCUCUUCUGCUUGCCGAAAAACUAGAUCUCCAAGGGAACAACAUCUCCGUAAUCUUCAAUACGGACUUUGAGGACAUGGCGACUCUUCAUGUUCUACAAUUGUCAAACAAUCAGAUCCAUACAAUUGAGAAGGGAGCGUUCAAGGAUUUGGUGGGCGUUGAAAAAUUGCGACUCAACAACAAUCAGAUACGCCACUUGCCAGAUUUACUGUUCAGCAACAUGAUGAAUCUCAAGAGACUAGAUUUGAGUUACAAUCAAAUAACUAUGAUUGGACCCAAAACCCUUAGAGGGGUGUCAUCCCUUAAGCAUUUAUUAUUGGAUAACAACGUUUUGACCUGCAUCGACGAGGCGUCGAUACGCGAACUCAAAGAUUUGGAAGUUUUAACGCUGAACAACAACAAACUGACGAGUCUCGGCAAGGAAAUGCUGUCAGGACUGUCGCGUCUGCGGACGUUGAAGCUUGCUGAAAAUUCAUUGACGUGCGAUUGCCAUCUCGCCUGGCUCUCUAGACUGUUAAGGUCUUUCUCGCGUCUCGGCCAGAAUACACGAUGUUCCCUGCCGCCCUAUCUCAAGAAUCAAAAAUUGUCGGAUUUGCAGGAGCACGAGUUCAAAUGUUCAGGACCUGUUGAACGAACAGGUUCGGAAUGCAGUGCCGAACCACUGUGUCCGCAUCCGUGCAGAUGCGAAGAGGAUAUCGUCGACUGCAGGGAAAAGUCUUUAACGAAAAUUCCCACUCAUCUGCCGGAAGACACUACGGAACUUCGACUAGAGCAGAAUAACAUCACGGAGAUACCACCCAAGGCCUUUUCACCCUACAGAAAGUUACGGAGACUAGACCUGAGUAACAAUAAAAUUCAGAAAGUAGCCUCAGACGCCUUUCACGGCCUCAAAUCCCUGGAAUCAAUUGUACUUUACGGAAACAACAUAACCGAGCUGCCCGGCGGCGUCUUUCACGGUCUGACCAGCCUGCAGCUACUGCUACUCAACGCUAACGAGAUAUCCUGCAUCAGGACGGAUCUCUUUCGCGAUCUGACCAGCCUGACGUUGCUGUCUCUCUACGACAAUAACAUCCAGUCCUUGGCCAACGGAACUUUCGCCAACCUACGCAGCAUACGUACACUACACCUGGCAAAGAACCCAUUCAUUUGCGACUGCAAUUUACGCUGGCUGGGCGCCUACCUUCAUGCUCAUCCGAUUGAGACCUCGGGAGCGAGGUGCGCCGCACCUAAACGAAGCGUCAAGAGAAAAAUCGACAUGAUGAAGGACGACAAGUUCAAAUGUAAGGGUGACGAGGAGUUACUGACCAAAAGAGCCGGCGAGUGCGUACUGCCUGGUGCGUGUCCAGCAUCCUGUACCUGCGACAAGGCCACCGUCGACUGCUCCAACAAGAAACUCACGUCGAUACCAAAGGACAUACCGAUCUAUACUUCCACCUUGUUGUUGGGAAAUAACGAGCUGGAUAAGAUCAGAGCGGACGGACUUUUCGAGAAGCUGCCAGAGCUGCGGCAUCUGGACCUCAGGAGGAACAAGAUCUCACGGAUCGAAGCAUCUGCCUUUCAGGGAGCCCACAAACUCACUGACUUGCUCCUCUCGGAAAAUAAGCUGAGGGAAGUGCACAACAAGAUGUUCACGGGUUUGGCGAAUUUAAAGACGCUGAACCUUCAUGGCAAUGCCAUUACUUGCGUAAUGCCAGGAGCAUUCGAUGGUCUCGGCCAUAUACAUACCAUUAAUAUGCAGGGAAAUCCACUCUCCUGUAAUUGCCAUCUGGCUUGGUUUGCCGAGUGGUUGAGGAAACGCGAUUUGCCUGGUAUUACCGGUCGCUGUCACGACCCUCCUCGAUUAAAGGAUGCCAAUAUCAAGGAUAUUCCCCAUCACGAGUUCAAAUGCAACAGCGACAGCGUCGGCUGCUUAGGCGACGACUACUGCCCGCCGCAGUGCAAUUGCGCCGGCUCCGUCGUCAGAUGUUCCCGAUCCCACCUAACUGAAAUUCCACGUGGAAUACCGCCGGAAACCACGGAACUUUAUUUGGACUACAAUGACAUAAAGACCAUUCAACCGGAGCGUUUGAGUCAUCUUAAAAUUUUGACAAGGCUAGACUUGAGUAACAAUCAAAUUGGAAUGCUGUCAAACGACACCUUUCGAAAUCUCACGAGAUUGUCUCAUCUGAUCAUCAAUUACAACAAGCUACAGUGCGUACAGAGGAAUGCGUUGGCUGGCCUGAAAUCUCUACGAAUUAUAUCCCUGCAUGGCAACGACAUAUCGUUGAUCCCGGAAGGUGCCUUCGAGGAUCUGAAGUCCAUCACGAAUCUAGCACUUGGAUCCAACCCGCUAUAUUGCGACUGCAACAUGCGCUGGUUGGCCGAAUUGGUAAAGGAGGAUUUUAUAGAGGCUGGUAUAGCAAAGUGCAUAGAGCCGCCGUCGAUGAAGGAUAAAAUAUUAUUAACGACACAGGCGAGCGCCUUUCAGUGCAGAACCAAACAGCAGCCAGCCGAGGUCCUGGCAAAGUGCGACGUGUGCUACACCGUCCCCUGUCAAAACGGUGGAAUAUGCGAGACGUUACCCGAGCGACAAUUUCGUUGCAAGUGCGCGCCAGGAUAUCACGGAGACAGGUGCCAAAAUAAAAUUGACGCGUGUUUUGGAAAUCCUUGCUGGAACGCCGGAACUUGCAAAGUACUGGAGGAAGGAAGAUUUGGUUGCCUCUGCGCCCCCGGCUACGAGGGCUCCAGAUGCGAGAACAACGUGGACGACUGCGCGGAGAAUAAAUGCGCCAACAACGCCACCUGCGUCGACCUCGUCGAGGCCUAUCGGUGCGAAUGCGCCCCGGGAUUCAUGGGAGAAUAUUGCGGGGCGAAAAUACCCUUUUGCACAAAAGGGCACGACCCCUGUGAGAACGGCGGACGUUGCGUCGACCACCAGACCCACUACAGCUGCGAGUGCCCACUCGGCUUCGCAGGUCGCAACUGUUCCACCAACCUGGAUGACUGCGUUGAUCAUUUGUGCCAGAACGGUGCUACUUGCAUCGACGGCAUAAAUGACUACGAGUGUAAAUGCGCGGCGGAGUUCACGGGAAGGUAUUGCGAAGGGGCACCAUCCACAGCUAUGCUAUAUCCUCAGACUAGUCCGUGCGCCCACCACGACUGUCAACAUGGCGCCUGCUUCCAACCAUCCCCUGCCUCUGCUGCUGAUUAUCUUUGCCAGUGCCACCCCGGCUAUACCGGAAAACGAUGCGAGUACCUGACGAGUCUGAGCUUCGUGGACAACAGCUCGCUGGUCGAGUUGGAGCCGCUUCGCACUAGGCCCGAGGCCAACGUGACUAUAGUAUUCGCGACCAGCCAGGAGAACGGGAUUCUUCUGUACGAUGGGAACGAUGGAGAACAUAUUGCCGUCGAGCUUUACAAUGGACGGGUCAGGGUGUCUUAUGACGUUGGUAACUACCCCACUUCGACGAUGUACAGCUACGAGAUGGUCUCUGAUGGUAAACCCCACAUGGCUGAGUUACUCGCGAUUAAGAAGAACUUUACCAUGAGGGUGGACCGGGGUCAUGCCAGAAGCAUCAUCAAUGAAGGACCCAGGGAGUAUCUCAAGCUCACCACACAGAUGUACGUCGGUGGAGUGCCACCUGAUGUGGCUAGCGUGGCUUUUACGCAAUUUCAUCUUCGUAAUGUCACCAGCUUCCAAGGAUGUAUAUCUGGAAUGUGGAUCAAUCACAAGCUCGUCGACUUCAACAAUGCCGCCAGGAGACAUCGUGUCUCACCAGGAUGUACUCUUGGCGAGGAGGAAGCUGACGAAGCCGGAAGGGACGUCGUCGAAGCUGAAGGCGCUAGUAAUGCCGGUAGCAGCGAGGAAUCCAUGCCACAGGAGCACGUUGCCCAUGAACAUUCUGACGUGGCUAUUUCCGUACUAGGACUCGGAAGUGUGUCUGAUCCAUGUCAGGAUCAUGAUUGUAGGAAAGGAUCGCAGUGCGUACCAUCCCCAUACGGAAAUGGCUACUCGUGUCGGUGUCAAACCGGCUGGCAGGGUCAAUUUUGUGAAAAAGCGCCGUCCUGUCGCAAGGAACACACUCGCGAGUUCUAUACCGAAAACGGAUGCCGCAGUCGACGUCCAGUAAAACUGGCGAAAUGUUGGGGUAGUUGUGCCAAUUCCUGUUGUCUACCGCGUAAGACCAAACGACGCAAGGUCCGUCUAAUGUGCAACGACGGCACGCGAUACACGAAGGACGUGGACCUGGUGCGCAAGUGCACGUGCACACGCAAGUGCUACUAGGAAGCAACGCACAUCUCACGCGCUAUAACCUCAAAGACAGAAUACGUUGAAAAGUAAUCCAGAAACCUUAUGCAACGUUAUGCCGAAUUUCAAAAGGGACGAUUCAACGUUCUAGAGAUUAAAGAGCGUCGUCUCGACGUAUUAGUGGUGCCCCGAGAAUGGCGCGUGCGUACAGCGCCACGACGAGUGAGUGACGAAGUGCGUGGCUAAACUAGAUGGACACACACAGCUGGCUCAGUGUGAUAUGUAUUAUUAAAAUAUUAUACAUAAGCGUAAAAACUAUCUCGAUAUUGGCUAGCUAUACAUAGUGGAUAUUCGUCUAUGAUCAAUCUACCUGUAACGAUGGACUUAAAGGAAGUCAUCUGCGAACCGAAACUACGUAUAGAUAUAUUACACGAGCAUCUACGCGCAGCAGACAUGUAACUCAGCCUCGUAUGCCUAGAGCCGUAUCUCGCGGCAGCUGGAAGUCAGGAAUUUUUUUUUUCUUUUAUUUGUCCAAUCAAAAAGAUUAUUCAAUCACACGUGAAUUUAUGUAAAGCAUGAAGAAACGUCUUCUAUAUACUUGCAAUUUCCAUCAGGGACGUUAUUUCAUGCUGGCGACUUUUGAUCGAGCGUAUUUCAUAAGUGAGCUAUCGUUGUUUUUUCUUCUCUCACGUCGUAUCCGAUCUUGGAUUCUCAAUGAAAAUUCUCACGUCUUGGAUUUCGUGAAUUUCUCUCAAUUGCGCUGCAGUGCUGUCCGCCACUAUAGCAAUCAAAUAGCAAUAUUCAAAUAGCAAAAUAAUUUUGUUACCACGUAGAACAAAGCAACCUACAGAUGUAUAUUACGUGGACAGGGACGCGAGACCUCUGUGUACAUUUAAUCCAAUGAUCCAAACUAGAAAUUAAAUGCAAUUUAACCGUAUUUCGCAUUGAUAAUUACCUCGCGUCUGGUAACAGUGAAAUUUAAUUGAAUUUGCAAAUACACCGUUCGCGAAUAAAUUUUAUGCAUCGAAUAAAUCUUUCCAAUUGAUUCGUAAUCGAAACGAAUUGUCAUUCGACGAAAAUCUCUCCGUGUGCAUUGUAAACAAGGCAGCAGUGGGAAUGCAGCAUAAUUUUUGAAAAUUCACGAAGAGCCAGAGUAUCCAAAGAAAUUGCGGAGCGACGCUUCUCAACAUGAUGAUCGCCACAUCGAAUUCGAACUGAUCCCAUAAACUCGACUAACGAGCCACGAGACGAAUAACUUGUCAAUUUCCAUGAGGCGUCAAAUUCAAAAAUCACGUUCGCGAUCGUACUAAAGAGAAACGAACAGGCAGUGCUUCGUAACCCCGCAGCAGCUGAUAAAAGAUAAUGUAGAUAAAAAAUAAUUAAUCUAAAAUCUUCAUAUUUACUUUACACGAUGCGAUCAUUCUCGCGUUUUUGAGAGAUAGUUUUUCAAAUUUGAAGAUAAAGCGAAUCCUUGCCGAAUUUCAAGUUACGUUAUCCUUCUCGCAGGCAUCGUUUAACCGAUAUGGACUACUUUGCAGACCUGGUGAAAACUGCGUGCGGAAAGUGAAAUUAAUCGGUGUAAUAAUUUAUUUAUAGACUAGACAUAAGUCGCUUGCAAUCUCGUGGCUUGCCAUGGAAUAUACGUGGAACUCGUUAAUCGAUCGUCGCUCCGAUAACGUUCGUUGAAAAUUCGAUUUCAAACGACGCCCGCGAACGUAUACGAGCCCGUAUAACUAGUACCUACUAGGAAACCUAAUUAUCCACUGCAAAUAUUUAACGUUUAUUUAUUUAAAAUCAAGAUGUUUAUGGCCCACGAGCGACUUCUAUACUAAUUCUACGUUUAUUCUUCGAACUGCAUACUGCUAUAUUGUUUACGGCUAAUUUUUUUAUAUGCCUGUACCUUUCUCCAUGCAUUUAUUAUUGUGCCAGUUUUUUAACUCGUUCUGUCCCUCCUACUGUCAGAGUUAAACCGACCCAAAACCCAUCGCUUGAAUAUCCGAGGCAUUAAAUGGCUCGAAUGUGCUCUCCAUUCCGAAUCCACUCCAAAAACAAAAACUGAUAUCGCGAAAUCCCUGAAUGGCAGAUAAUAGACGUAAAUAGAUAUAACACAAAAGAGCGUAGGAGAAUAAUGAACCUACGGAAGGCAGGUACUCACAAGUACCGCUGCAUUUAACAUCCACAAAACAAAAAUUCCCAUCGUCCUAAUGAAAGAGACGAAGGGGGAACAAAAAAAUCUGCUCCACUAUUUCUCUACCCCACCUCGUCGACUAAAUUAAUAAUAGGUGUACAAUAAUAACGUCACGCAUAAGUUAUAUAAUAAUAUAAUUUCAUAGUAUUAGUAGUUACAUAAGUUUGGCCCACCCGUUCUUUUUACAACUUUGUAAGCCGUCAUUAGUACCUAAGUUGAGUAUAUGGGAAAUUAUCGUGAACAAGAGAAAAGAAAAAGGAAAUGGACAAAAUCGAAGAACAGAACAAGCGUAUCCUGCUAUUCAACUACGUUAAACCUUAAGCUUAAUAGAAAAAUUGAUACACUAUUCAGUAACACGUGACACUCGCCAAACAAAUAUAUAUAUAUAUAUACAAAACCAAAUGCCGAUAAUACAGAUUAGUGAAUGGUAGCCAAUCUAAAGUUUCUGUCCAUACGAUAAAAAUUUCUUCUUUACCGACAGACAGAUGGCAACGAAACAAGAAGAAACAGAUGCAAACAAAUGAAAAAUAUAAAAAGCAAAAGAGUAUCGUACGCGAUGCGAAACUCCAGUUCUGCAAAAAAAAACGUACGUUCCAAGUGUUAUCUCUUAUCUGUAUAACCGAAUUAACGUUUGAGACGAGAUGAAUCAUCUUUUGGUAAUGGUACAGCCUUGGUGGGUACAGUGCAUGGCGUCUUUGUGGACAAUAAUUAAGGAGAAGCGAGAGUACGUAAUGCCGAGAAGAGUGUCGUGUACCACUUGAACUCAAUAAAUUGUCAAUAACAAUUUUUGAAAAAAAUGCAACAUACUCCACGUGUAUAAAAUUAUUCGGCGAGACCUUGAUUGAUCGUGGGAUGAAUUGAAAAAAAUUAUUAAAAAAAUUAAAUGAAACUUGAUAGUGACAGAGGAUAUAAACUGUUCACUGAUAAUGGUGUCUGUAUGUAUUAAAGUGCUCGAAUGAAUUUUUCUUUUCGAUUGUGUAUAAUAAAAUUUUUCGUGCAUCGACACUCUUUUCUAAUGUACACGCAGGCCAGUACCUUUACAAAUUCCAAAACUACCAUCGGUAAUAUGGCGAAUGUUAUUCAAUUUUCAAAGGUACUGAACGCUGCACAUUAAGGUUCAGCUAAUCGAUAAGUUCAGGACGAGCGUAUAAUUGCAGGUAUGAAAGUUUGAGAGCGCGAGCGAGAGUGACAGAUAAUAGGAGUGCGUGCGUCCUUGUGCGUUUAGAUGGAAUAAAAAGGGAGUGAAAAAAAAAUAGAGAGAGAACAAGAAUGUGUGUGUAAGCGAAUAAGGUUUGAGAAUAAAUGUGUUUAGCACGGCGCACUUUUUACCAAAUAAACAAUGGAAUACUGCAUGCCUAGGAAUACUAUUAGCUAUACAUAUAUAUAUAAAUUAUUAUAUGAAAAUCUAUAUAUAUAUAUGUAGGCAUUAAAUUAGGAAUUAGCGUGGAAAACAAAAUGUCUAUGUUUAUAUAAUGUAAUAAAUCCUCGAAAUAUGAAUGCUAUUAAAUAAAUGUAUGAAAAGUU
Molecule: messenger RNA, 9610 nt
Organism: Cephus cinctus (wheat stem sawfly)
Lineage: Eukaryota; Metazoa; Arthropoda; Insecta; Hymenoptera; Cephidae
Gene: sli
Product: protein slit
Exons: 31
Coding region: 1405-5934 (1509 amino acids)
Biological process (GO): axon guidance
Cellular component (GO): plasma membrane
Molecular function (GO): calcium ion binding; heparin binding; Roundabout binding
Source: RefSeq, a predicted model, not a curated record